Thermothielavioides terrestris NRRL 8126 is the source of this 2529-nucleotide messenger RNA. RefSeq lists its product as uncharacterized. The record is from RefSeq and is a predicted model, not a curated record. Lineage: Eukaryota; Fungi; Ascomycota; Sordariomycetes; Sordariales; Chaetomiaceae. Bases 149 to 2518 code for a protein of 789 amino acids. The transcript has 6 exons.
UGAUUGGGUCAGCACAGCUCAGCUUCAUCCUUCCCGCCUCCUCAUGCCCGUUUCCAGCUUCUCUUGGUGCCGCCGCCCAACAGCCCUCUUGCCUGCGACUCUCGUAUCAAUUUAAUAUCAGCCAUCCGAUGCACGCUGCACGUGAGACAUGACAUACCCCGGCUCGCAACCGGAGGCCGCGUUCGUCUCUGGAGCCGAUGCAGACGCUGUGCAGCCCUGGGACUGCACGCAUCCCGCUCCGCCGCUCUCGCUCCUUGGCCAAGGCUCGGAAGGCAACUUGCAGCUCGAUGGCGUCGCUCAUCCGGACCCCAACUGGGCUCACAAUCCUCCGGCCUGCACCUCGCAGGUGCAGACGUCUGGCGCAUCGUGUGUUACACACGAAGCCGAGCUGAUGUCAGGCUUCUUGAUGAAUCCGUUGUCGACACAGCAUGCCUUUGCUGGGUGCGAGAGCGGCCCUGUUGGCCCAGCUGCCGGCGCAAACUGGACUGGGCCUGCCUUCUCAGCAAUCCCGAGUUUGGAUGUGGCGUGCCAUCCGCCGCAGCAGCCAGUGAGUGACGACCCAGUUGGUCCCAUAGCGCUUCAACCACAAAAUCUUCCCUACGGGUCCUUCCUUGGCUCGGCCGGUCCGUCAACGACGGCUCUAGCCCAAUGGAUUGCGCCCGCCUGGGGCACAGCAGAUACCACCGGCCUCAGUCACGUCCGGUUGCUCUCUCAUCAUGGCUUUGACACGACGCUCGAGACAAGUGGCCACGAAGGUGCGAGCUUGUCGUCGAUGUCUUCCAAUCCCUCCCCUUGGCCAGAACCACAUCCACUUUCUCCCGGAUGCACUUUGAACCAUAACUCGAUCAACAACUACUACAGACAGCACUCUUCGAUGUUACUCGCGGACGUUGCAUUGCGUAAUGUUGCCACUCUUGAGUCCUUAGCAGGGCCGCAACGUUCCAAGCCGGAGCACACGCCCCCGUCGAAACCGCUGGCCAUCAUUCAGUACAACCCCAACGGCGACACGGAGCCCAAGGCGUCCAGGAAAAAGCUCGCGCUCGAAGAAGUGACACCUCAAGGGUUGGCUUCUCGAACCCUUCGGCAUAUCUCGCUUCAGGACGCGCACGGAAAGGUCAAGGGGGCCAUGAUGACCUUCGGAAAGCGAGUCAAAACGAGGACAGCACUGAACGAAGAGAAGCGCCGGCGAACCGCCCUGGCGAGGCGAGAGGGCGUCUGCUCUAGAUGCAAGAAUUCGAAACGACAGUGUGACCUUGCUCACAAGUCAAGCCUUUACGUCAGCUGCACCCUCUGUGCUAGCACCAAACUUUACAAGAACGCCCCUCGACUGCCCUGUUUCAAGGCCGGCCUGGUAGAUGUUCUCUUGUUCAGAUCAGGUCCCGCAUCAAACGAGCCGCUUUUCACCAAACGCAGUGCAGUCUACGACCUUGGGGACAUGUCCAAGCCGGACGUGCCUGUCAGGACGCUGAGACUCACCCAGCACCAGGGCGCCCACCAGUUGACGGUCUAUGCCUCCGAGUUUGUUCCCUUGCCCGGCGAUGUCGUUUCGUACAAGUGGCGUGCCCCCUCCGGGGAGACGUGCGAGUUAAAGAUGCCGCCAUUCUGUUUGACCAAUCUAGAGAAGGUCCACAGCAAUCUGCGCCAGUACAUCACCGCAGCCAAGUGGGCGUAUCUCGAGUCCCUCGAGGCCGAGGACCCACUGGCCUGGAUGACUGUUUCCACGGCUAUGGAGUAUGCGAAGGCAAACCCUGGCUCUUUAAUUGCCGACACCCUCAGUCUCUGGUCCAUCUCUCGUAUGAUUGAGAUUCCGUGGGAGAUGUGCGGACCCGACACGCUCGGCGUCUCCGCGGUCGCGGACCAGACCAGCCCUCACUACGGCAAGAUUCCCAUCCCGCCGAUAAUAGAUACACAGCUCGACCAGAUCGUCAUCCAGCUGGUUCUCAAUCCCCUGCGCGCAGCGGUCCUCCGGAAGUUCGAGCAGCUCAUCACGCCAGCGAAACGCGAGGCCUGGUGGGAGGUGUACCUCACCUCCUUCAUCCUGCUCAACCACAUCGAGCACCUGGCACGACACUCCGUCGCCCAUGCCAGGACGCAUACAAUGCCGGGCAAAUACUCCAACAUCCCCUUCCUCGAAGGCGCCUUCCACACCGCCAAGUCCAUCCUCGCCCGCUUCCACUUCGUCUGCAACGGCUCCGCGCCGUUGAGGCUGGACUGGACGUCGCCCAAGGCCGCCGCCAUGGCCAAGCUGGAGCCGGAUCAGGUCGACUUUAUGCGGAGAACCCAGGCCAUGAUCGCGGCAAGAGAAAGCGACGUGCGCAGGCUGCGGGCCUCGCACAAGUAUGAGAGGCCGCUCUAUUGGGCCGGGCAGCUCUUCUUCGAGACUUUCGAUACCUCGCCCGUGCACGUCGUUGAGGAGUUGGACGACGACGAGGAGGAGGAAGAGAAGGAGGAGGAGGAAGGGGAAAAGGAGGAGGUGGAAAAGAAAGACGAAGCAGGCGCUACCCAAAGCGGCGGCUAGCUUGCUGCGGC